Molecule: messenger RNA, 2418 nt
Organism: Caenorhabditis sp. 36 PRJEB53466
Lineage: Eukaryota; Metazoa; Nematoda; Chromadorea; Rhabditida; Rhabditidae
Source: the annotation of a GenBank genome assembly
AUGGUGAACCAUGCCAUUCGAGAUUUGCUCAAGUAAGUCAAAUCCAUUCGAAAGCUGCCGUUAAAUGCUGAAAAGUGUUGAAAAUUCUAAAUUUUCAGUCAUUUUCAAAAAAAUUAGAAAAUGAGCGGCUUUUCCCGCUUUUUUGACAUAAAAAUGGGAUGUUGCGUUAUAAUAAGCUUCAAAUUUAUUGAAACAGUUUGAAGAGAAAGUUCUUUAUAGCGGACCCGCCUAUGAGGGCAGAAAAGAACUUUUUGUGUGCAAAGUUCCGGAUCGCAACAAAAGAAACCAUCCGUGCGAUUUUAUCGGAAGCCUCAGUGCGGUUCUGGCGCAUUUGGCACAGCAUGUGUAAGGCUUUUUGUUGUUUUUCCAUUAAAAAGCAAUUCUCAGACCUGUACUUCGCUGGAAAUGCGGCGUUUGCGAUCACAAAGUCGCCGAUCGAGUGGAACUCAUACCGCACCGUCAAGGACGAUUUCGGUGCUUCUCGGUAAUUUUUUUCCCCUAAGCACCCCCAAAAUGAAUAAAUUUCCAGACCGAAAAAUCAGAUGUUCCAAAUGAAAAAUACAAUCGGAACGACGAAGUCGAUUUUUGGAAGAUGAAAAAUGUUUUUAUUCGUGUGGCAAGUGAGGUCGAAAAAGAAGUGCAUUUGCACACAAAAAAGAUGAAACCGACAGCACGGAAAGUUUCGGGAACGCCCGGAUACGGAGAUUCUGACGACGACGGCGACGAGAAUCGUCAAAUUGUGGUAUAUCGGGUUCAGCGUCUGAUUCUAGUGAUUUUCUACAAUUGUACUGACAAAAUUGAUACUAACGUGAUGAACAAUAGUCAAAAUAGCGAGAAUGAGAAUAUGGGAAUACAACCUACAGCAGAAGUUCCCAGUUGAACUCGUUAUCCAUCUUCCAGUAUACUUUCAGUCAAUUAUCGAUCUUUACCUGUUACAAUUGAAAGUAACUAAAAUUAGACACUGAAAACAAUUUAUUCCAGAAAAUUCCUCCGCCGAAGCCCGCCGAAAUUCCGUCCGCACCCGCCUCGAAACCACAUUUAUUCUCUCAAAAAGCGUUGGAAGCCAUCGGAACGCUCCGUCCACCGCCACGACCCGAACCUCGAUUGGUAGGAUGCUUUUUAAAUCUUUUUCCGGCUAAUUUAGUGUUGUUGAAUUGUCAGUUGCUUUCAUUUGUUUAAGCUGAAAAAAUGCUUCUGAAAAUCUAUUUUUCAGCCUCCCAGCACACCAGCCAAACCGGAACGAUCGAGGGCACGGACUCCACGAUCGCGUGCCAAAGACACGCCGACCGGGUGAGCGGGCAAUUUGAAAUUUGCACAAAAAAUUCGAGUCUGUUUUGUUGUUGUUUCUGCUUCUUUCGCACGCAAAUCGCUGUUCUCUCGCCCCCUUUGCUUUUCAUAAGCAAAUUCUGAAUCAACCGAAUCGCUCACCGAGGCCUGUGAUCGAUCGAUUUUUCAAUAAUUUUCAGAACGUUCUCGCUGAAAGUGGACACGCCGGCAAUUGUGGGCCAACGGCGUCCGAGCACUGUGAGCUACCUAAGCAGAGGACGGUCCCCGAUCCGACCGGCCGAAGAAGAGGAGUAUGAAGGUAGUUGUUUUUGAAUUUUACGAAAAAAAUAAUGGAUUUUGCAGAAAUAAAUCAGCUCAAAGACCAAUUUGCAAUACAAUCGCGUCCGACGGUCAAAGUGCCGAAUCGGAUGAAUCGCGGAGCCGCACUGCUCGAGCAGCCGAUUGGGUAAUUUUUAUGAAAAAAUGUCUCAAAAUUCCUCUGAUUUUCCACUCUUUCAGACCAUCCCACACACAUCCAAAAAGACGAACAAAAGCGGAGAUUAUGGAAAUUUCGCGGAAAGCUCUCAAAAAAUGCGGAAGAACGGACGCAGAGAUUGAGGAGUUUUUCAAAAUGAAAGGAUACACUGAAGAAGCGGCGGCUCCAGAAGUACCGAACAUUCGGAUAUUGCCCGAACACGAGAAACAGCCGGUCGAAUCGAUUCCGCUGCCGGAAAAGUCGCCAAUUGAGGAAGAACGGAGGGCUAGACGACGUUCGGUGUCGAGAAAACGAUCGAGAAGCCCGAGUGUGAAACGACGCCGAUCCUGCUCAAAAACCUCCAGAAAACGCUCGCCGAAUCCGUCACUUAUCGAAGAAUAUCAAAGAACUCUCCCCUUUAACUACAAUUCCUCGUUUUCGAGAGAUCGAGGAUGCGGAACGAAGUAAGCUUUUUUGAACACAUGUUUUCUAACAUUCAUAAAACAUGAAUACUAGAGAUGUUUGUUGGAGUUCUUGAAACAAACACAUAAUAUAUUUUUAGUAACUUCAACGGUCCAUCGACGUCAUCUGGAAGUGCUCAGCCCGGAUCUUCGGGUCCGAAUCGAUACGAACGGCGCCAGGAGACUCCGAAAAAGAAGGCCGAGCGAAGAUAUUAA